AUGGAACCGAUCGAGUACAAUGUAUGUGAGACUUCUAAAUGUAACUCCCACGUCGACGACCAUGGAUGGAAGAAAGUCGUGUCCUCGAAGAGCAUUCGGAAGCGAAAACCAGCGGAUCAGGCGGCCAGUGGAAACCAACCUACCGGUGAGGACGUUUUCCGUUCAUUUGAGGAGAAAAAUGCUAAUGUGGAGGUGAGGAAUGAAAAUCUGAAGGCGAAGGAAAGUAAAAAGUCAAAACCCAAAGAAAGAGAUGAAGCCUAUAGUGUCUAUCGAUCCUUCAGAUCUUGCGGCUUACCUCCUCGAAAUGAUCGCACAACAAUGAGGUGCCAAAGGUUGAGAGGAUCCGGAAUGGUACUGCGUACAAGACCUAAUGCUUUGGCUAUUGUAUUACCGACACUGAGGGAGAACGUAAGACAAGUGUGUUAUGAAAUGUUAUUGAACUAUAAAAUGUGGACAGGCCUCCCAAGGUGA
Arabidopsis thaliana (thale cress) is the source of this 471-nucleotide messenger RNA. RefSeq lists its product as uncharacterized. Lineage: Eukaryota; Viridiplantae; Streptophyta; Magnoliopsida; Brassicales; Brassicaceae. The record is from RefSeq and is marked reviewed. The transcript has 4 exons. Bases 1 to 471 code for a protein of 156 amino acids.